This is a messenger RNA of Acanthosepion pharaonis, 939 nucleotides long. The record is from the annotation of a GenBank genome assembly. Lineage: Eukaryota; Metazoa; Mollusca; Cephalopoda; Sepiida; Sepiidae.
AUGUUUUUCUUUCCUCUCAUCAAUUUGUCACCGAGCUCCAGUCUACCCCAUCCUUCCAACACAACCAUCUCCAUCAUUUUCUUUGUCCCGUUCCACUUCAUUCAUCUCCUUAUACUUUUUCUUUUUUUCAUAUUUUUGGCAAUUUCUUUUUGGCGUUUCUAUCUGACCAGUGUCCAUGAGGAAACUGAGCAGAAAACGCCCACCAACACAUUUUUUCUAAUUUCUUCUCUCUUUCUCUCGCUCUCCAUCUCUCUCUCUCUCUCUCUCCAUCUCUCUCUCUCUCCAUCUCUCUCUCUCUCCAUCUCCAUCUCUCUCUCUCUCUCCAUCUCCAUCUCUCUCUCUCUGUCUGUCUGUCUCUCUGUCUGUCUGUCUCUCUCUCUCUCUUUAACUCAUAUUACAAAAACAAAAAAGAUAAAAAUGAAAUUCCUUCCAGAUUUUUUCUCUUCCAUUUUUGAUCAUUUUCCUCUUUUUCUGAAUCUUUUUUCUCUUUUUCACUUUUCUUUUCCUUUCUCACUUUAUUUCCCUCUUCUUUCUCUUUUUCACUCUUCUUACUCUUUCUCACUCUUCCUCCUCUUUUACACUCUUUCUUCCUCUACAACUCUAUCUGCCUCUUUUUCUCUUCUUUUUGUCUCAUUCCCUUCACAAACAACGUUUCCCAUUCAAAAUAUUCUGUUCAUAUCUCUCUCACUCCCUUUAUCUAUCUAUCUAUCUAUCUAUCUAUCUAUCUAUCUAUCUAUCUAUCUAUCUAAGACUUCCUAUCUGUCUACCCCUGUUUUAAUCUAUCUAUCUAUCUAUCUAUCUAUCUAUCUAUCUAUCUAUCUAUCUAUCUAUCAUGGUCUGUUCAUCUCUCUCUUUAUCUAUCUAUCUAUUGAUCAAUGCAGUUGCCUGGUAAUAUCUUUCUAUCUAAUGAAGGCUUUGAUAAUGAUGCUAGCCUUGUAG